Gambusia affinis (western mosquitofish) is the source of this 1371-nucleotide messenger RNA. It is a transcript of the gene jazf1b, whose product is annotated as JAZF zinc finger 1b. The record is from RefSeq and is a predicted model, not a curated record. Gene Ontology annotation, cellular component: nucleus. NCBI's taxonomy places the organism in Eukaryota, Metazoa, Chordata, Actinopteri, Cyprinodontiformes, Poeciliidae. Bases 126 to 887 code for a protein of 253 amino acids. The transcript has 5 exons.
AUGAAAGUCUGCAGCUUUACAUCCGGUGCUGUUGUCGGUCUCCAGCUGGUUUGACGCAGCUCGGAGGAGUCACAGCUCCGCUCCAGCUGUUCUCACCGCUGCUUUGCCCCGCUGGCUCUGCUCCGAUGCUGCCUGCCUUCGUUUCAAAUGUCACGGCGACCAUGACAGGCAUCGCGGCUGUUUCCUUCUUCUCCAACGCUUGCAGGUUCGCCGGCUGCGGGCUUCACUUUGACUCCCUGACCGAGCUCAUCGUGCACAUCGAGGAUAGCCACAUCGAAACAGACCCCUGUUUUUUGGAGAAGCAGGAACAGCAGCAGCCGACAUAUAUUGCUCUCAGCUACAUCAAUAGGUUCAUGACAGACGCUGCGAGGCGAGAACACGAGGCCCUGAAAAAGAAGGUGCAGCCUAAGCUCUCUCUGACGGCCACGUUGUCACGCACCAACGUCUCCACACCACCUCGUCACACCAGUGGAAACCUUACGCCUCCCGUCACUCCACCGAUCACCCCUUCCUCUUCCUUCCGCAGCAGUACACCAACAGGUAGUGAGUGUGACGAUGAGGAUGUAGAGUUCGAGGCGUCUGACAGUGACGAGUCGUGGACCACAGAGAGCGCCAUCAGCUCUGAGUCUAUCUUAAGCUCCAUGUGCAUGAACGGAGGAGAUGAGAAGCCUUUCGCCUGUCCUGUUCCCGGCUGUAAGAAAAGAUACAAGAAUGUGAACGGCAUCAAGUAUCAUGCCAAGAACGGACACCGGACCCAGAUCAGGGUGCGCAAACCUUUUAAAUGCCGCUGUGGGAAGAGCUACAAGACAUCUCAGGGUCUCCGGCACCACACCAUCAACUUUCAUCCACCCAUCUCUACUGACAGCUUCCGUAAGAAGCAGCAGUAGAGGUGGAGUCGACGACCAGCACUUUCCCUCAGGCCAUAUAAACAUCCAUCUAAAGUUCACCAGCAGCGCCGCUCGCUGCCGCCAGUUUCAUUUUCCCUUUAUUUCACUUUGCUAUAACACUAGACUAUGUUUUAUUUGCACAGUAUGUAUGUAUUAUUCAACCUUAAGUCAACCAAAUUGCCAUAUUUAUGCCGUUCACAUUUUGUAUUUUUGCACAUUUCAGAUAUUUUUUGUCCCACCUUUAUUCCCUUGACUUUAUGGUGCUUAUUGUUGAUAAUGUAGACUUGAGAAGUAGCCAGGAGAUGAUUAGUUUUACAAAAGCAUUGUCCUUUAAAUGCUGAAUACAUGGACAGAUUCCUGUGUUUUCUGUUGAAAGGAAACACCAGUACUCACUCUGUCAGAGCCUUUGAGCUUGAAAUGGGAAAGAGACAAAUGAAGAAACUGAAUGUAGCCUGACUGGGAAUAAUGAGUCGUUUGUCUUAAA